AUGAAAGAAGAGAAAGAGAACAAGGGGCGUGAGCGGCGAGUGGACAUCCAGUUCAGAGACAGAGAGGAAGGGGAGAAACGCAAAGAGAAAGAUGAGAAAAAGGAGGUGCUCACUAAGGUGGUGAUUAGGCGUUUACCUCCUACUCUGACUAAAGCACAGCUCGAGGAACAACUACAUCCACUACCAACACAUGAUUAUUUUGAAUUUUGUGCUGCUGAUACAAGCCUGUACCCCCACUUGUUCUCUAGAGCCUACAUCAAUUUUAAAAAUCCUGAUGAUAUAAUUCUCUUCAGAGACCGAUUUGAUGGAUAUAUCUUCAUUGAUAAUAAAGGUCAGGAAUACCCAGCUGUGGUUGAAUUUGCUCCAUUUCAGAAAAUUUCUAAAAGGAAGCUGAAAAAGAAAGAUGCAAAAUCUGGGAGCAUUGACGAAGAUCCUGAGUACAAGAAGUUUUUAGAAAGUUACUGUGCAGAUGAGGAGAAAAUUGCAGCCAACCCAGAGACGCUUCUGGGAGAGAUCGAGGCAAAGACCAGAGAACUGAUUGCCAGGAGAACCACACCACUUCUGGAGUAUAUUAAAAACAAGAAGCUUGAAAAACAGCGAAUCAGAGAGGAGAAAAGAGAAGAGAGGAGGAGGAGGGAGCUGGAGAAAAAACGUUUAAGAGAGGAAGAAAAAAGAAAACGUAGAGAGGAAGAAAGGCGUAAAAGGAAAGAAGCAGAAAAACAGAAAAAAAUAGCAGAGAAGGAAAGAAAAGAAGAAAUAAAAAUUAAGUUAUUAAAAAAGGCUGAUAAAGAGGAGGAACAAGACUCGGACAAAAGGAAGGAGAAAACUGAGGAUGGUGACAAUGGAAAAGGAAAAUGGGAAAAAUUGUGUUGCCCAGGAAACCUGCAAGGAAAACGGCCAGAGAUUUCACAGAAAGAUGUCAAAGAUAAACAGCCAAACGAUAGUGAUAGAGAACGGAGAGAGAGGGAACGGGAAAGAAGAUUAAGGGAAAAAGAACGAGAACGAGAGCGACAGAGGCGGCGUGAGGAUGAGCGCAGAAAGCAAAAAGAGCGUUAUGAAAUAGAGAGGGCUAUGAAAACAAAAGAAGAAGAACCAAAAAGAGGGAAAGACCAUGGACAGGAAAGAGAAAAGAAGGGAGACAGCCUGAGCUACAUGUUCAGUACUGAGAAAAUAGAAAAACUGAGUAAAGAAGACAAAAAUGAUGACAUGGGAUCUAAAAGGGAACGAAUAAGGAAUAAGGACCGUCCAGCUAUGCAGUUGUAUCAACCUGGAGCACGCUGCCGAACUCGUCUAGGAUCUGGUGGAAAAGCAUUUGACUAUUGCAGUAAAUCCUCCGAAGACAGCGCUGAGAGAAAAUAUGAAGAUGAUAGCUCUGUUGGAGCUGGUUCUGAGAAGAGUUGUGAAGAAUGA
Molecule: messenger RNA, 1410 nt
Organism: Hemiscyllium ocellatum (epaulette shark)
Lineage: Eukaryota; Metazoa; Chordata; Chondrichthyes; Orectolobiformes; Hemiscylliidae
Gene: upf3a
Product: UPF3A regulator of nonsense mediated mRNA decay
Exons: 10
Coding region: 1-1410 (469 amino acids)
Biological process (GO): positive regulation of translation; nuclear-transcribed mRNA catabolic process, nonsense-mediated decay
Cellular component (GO): cytoplasm; nucleolus
Molecular function (GO): telomeric repeat DNA binding
Source: RefSeq, a predicted model, not a curated record